CAAAUUUCAUACCUCAUCUUCCUCCGGCCAACUGAGCGGGACCCAAGUUAGUAUUUAUUUAGAACGCGUGGCCUUUUCCCAGUUCCCCCUAGACCCUAGUCAGCUACCGACUACCGUUACCCGCCAAAGGGGAGCGGAGUUUGGCCAUAACGAUGUCGUAUGAGUCUUUCCAACCAGUCACUAUUAGAGCGAGGAAUCAGAUUAGUUCCCCCCCUUCUUCACCAUUCUCUGCAGAAUCAGCAGCAGCUAGGGUGCACACAAAAAAAAAAAAAAAAAAAAAGGUGUUCAAAGGUUGCGCCUUUCGUCGUCUACCUCGUAAAUUCUCUGCGAACACCCUUCACACUGUUUGGAUGUGUAUGGCGGAAGACCCAGCUCGUCUUGGUGCGUAGUUUGCUUGCAGGUUCUAAUUCUCUCUUCCGCCUAAAUUUUGCUGGUUUCUGUUGAGGGGAUUCGAUCUUUAUGUUCCCUUUUUCCAAUGGAUUUUGAAGAUAGGAAAUUGAAUCUUACUUUCCCCCCCGUGUCGGGUAUUUGUUGUUUCUUUUUAGCCGAUAGAUAAGAGCGAGAAGAUUGGCAGGAAGAACGAAAAGGGAGCGAAUUCAUCCUUUCUAGGGUUCUUAUUUUCUGGUUUUGUUCAGGGUGGGAAAAUAUGGAAGCGUCCUCUUCUUCGUCGUCGGUGAUAUCUCCGGAAGACGUGUUGGAAUGUCUCAUGAACGACGGCACAAUUGAUGCUCUGAGAUUGAAGAUCAUCAAUCAGCUCAAGGCCAAUGAAGAGCUGAAGAAUACAACCAUCAAAAUGGCCGAGCAGAGUAAGGUUUUAAAUACCCCUGGCGCAGAGAAACAGACCAAGAGGGAACUAUUCGAUGCACUUCGACAAGAACUUGAAACUCCGGUGCUCGAAAAGGCUUCGAAAUCGGUAUGGGAAUUGAUUCUGGACAACAAUGGACUGGGGAAAGAAAUAAGUGAAACGGUCGAAAGAGUGUUCUGCAAAUUAAGCGGCCAAGAGCCUCCGUUGUUUCCGCCUCCGAGUAAUCCUGAACCACAAGCUUCCAGGGUGAAAGAGAACAAGAAAGAGGCAGAGAAAGAAGAGGAGUUGACGAUAGCAAGUCUGAAGGAUAACUCUAUGUUGAAACAUCCGAAGAAAAGGCGGUACAACGAGAUUAACAAUGAGAGAAGUGGUGCUGCGAAUGAAGUUGCAAGAAAAUCGGCCGAUGAUCGAUCAAGUAAAUCUCCUCAUUCAAAGACUUUGAACCUUACUUAGAAUCGAAUGAGACCAUCAAGCAAAACAGAGAAUUUAUUGUAAUGUCCCUUCUCUUCAGUAGAAUGAUUUUCAGAAACAUAGUUCUUAAAGUCUUUUCGCAUAGAGUUUUUGUUUUCAUUGUCAAGUGCAAACUUAUGAGUUGAAUGAGAAUCUAUUAACAUAUCUGUCAUUGUCAUCCAAAAAUUUAAUUAUUAAUAUUUGUUGUCAGGAGAGACUCAAACACAAGAUCUCUCUAUGAAUGUAUAGAAUAUCAAUUUAUCACAACAAUUCAAAUUGUUAUAGGAAGAUUACAGUACUAUAUCCUUCCUUUGCCAUGAGAAAACUUGACAAGAAAUUCCAUUUAUUCUG
Messenger RNA from Linum trigynum, 1606 nucleotides. NCBI's taxonomy places the organism in Eukaryota, Viridiplantae, Streptophyta, Magnoliopsida, Malpighiales, Linaceae. The record is from the annotation of a GenBank genome assembly.